Messenger RNA from Phragmites australis (common reed), 1595 nucleotides. RefSeq names its product lysine-specific demethylase JMJ30-like. Gene Ontology annotation, molecular function: 2-oxoglutarate-dependent dioxygenase activity. The transcript is spliced from 6 exons. The record is from RefSeq and is a predicted model, not a curated record. Lineage: Eukaryota; Viridiplantae; Streptophyta; Magnoliopsida; Poales; Poaceae. Bases 96 to 1322 code for a protein of 408 amino acids.
CCGGAGCAAAGCAACGCGAACCAGAAAUAUCUCCUUCGCUUUUGCGCUUUUGCACUUUUCCCCACACUCCACGCCACCCCCUUCCCGAGCCGGCGAUGGCGAUGGCUGGGGCUGGCGGCGAGGCGGAGCGGGUGGCGGCGCUGCUGCGCAGGAUAACGGGGGAGGGCGGGUUCGCGUUCGUCGCCUCCGCGGAGAAGGCGGCAGCUGGGGACCUCCGGGCGGCGGAGGCGGCGCGGGAGAUGGCGUGGGAGCAGCUGCACUCGGGGCCGUGGAGCGAGGUGGGCGCCGCGUGGAGGGACGCAUACGCGCUCGCCUGCCUACACGUGGCGCGGCUCCGCGUCCGCGGCGGGGCAGGCGGCGAACGGCCCGCUGCGCUCCGGGCACUCGACAUGGGGCUCAUCAUGGGGGGAAGCCUCCUCCGCGCCGACCUCGAGGCCGCCGUCGCACGCAUCUCUGCUGAACCGUGUGGCGGCGGCGGCGGCGCGGAGGCCGUCGAUGAGGAGGACGAGAGGUGGAGGGAGGGGCUCGACAGGAACCGAGACAUCGCAGAUGCCCUCAAAAUUCUGCCGGCACAGUCUUUAUCUUGCAAGAAAGUCGAGAGGCGAUCAUGUAUUUCCUUGGAGGAGUUUAUAUGUAAUUAUUUUUUACACGAGUCCCCUGUUAUAAUCAGUGGCACCAUCGAUCAUUGGCCUGCAAGGACAAAAUGGAAGGACAUUAAAUACCUCAAGAAGAUUGCUGGAGAUCGGACUGUUCCUGUUGAAGUUGGAAAAAAUUAUGUGUGUAGUGAGUGGAAGCAGGAGCUUAUCACGUUUUCUCAGUUCCUUGAGAGGAUGUGGUCAACUGGUUGUCCAUCGAACUUGACAUAUCUAGCUCAGCAUCCAUUGUUUGAGCAGAUAAAAGAGCUCAGUGAAGACAUAAUGGUUCCUGACUACUGUUAUGCUGGUGGAGGUGAACUCCAAUCACUUAAUGCUUGGUUUGGUCCACAUGGGACAGUGACACCAUUGCACCACGACCCACAUCACAACAUCUUAGCUCAGGUCUUGGGCAGGAAGUAUAUUAGACUCUAUCCUGCUUCCAUAACUGAGGACUUGUAUCCACACACAGAAACUAUGCUGAGCAAUACUAGUCAGGUAGAUCUUGAUAACAUCGAUUUGAAGGAGUUCCCUAAGGCAGAGAGCCUGGGCUUCAUGGAUUGUAUAUUGGAGGAGGGUGACCUGCUUUACAUUCCACCAAAAUGGUGGCACUACGUUAGAUCUCUCUCUACCAGUUUCUCCGUUAGCUUUUGGUGGCGUGCAACAGUUCAACCUUCAGGGGGUUCAUAGCGUCAUUCUUUUUUAUCUCCCACAUAUCAGAAUCAGAUUGCAGAAGCUAAAGAAACCUGACAGGAUCCUUCGUUUCAGGUGACAUCUGCUAUUGAAUGGAUGUAGGCAUGCUAUUACAGAUAUGCAUUGUUAGUUUCACCAUAGCGAUUCAAUUAUUGAAUUGCUUAUAUACCUCUUGUAACGCUGUUCAUACUUCGUUGUGUUACCCUCUGUUGCUUGAAAGUUGAUGUCGAAAGGGUCCAGCAUCGCCAGCUUCAUUUUGUUUUGAAGGAA